Messenger RNA from Dreissena polymorpha, 3343 nucleotides. RefSeq names its product NAD(+) hydrolase SARM1-like. Gene Ontology annotation, molecular function: protein binding; signaling adaptor activity; NAD+ nucleosidase activity. Gene Ontology annotation, cellular component: dendrite. Gene Ontology annotation, biological process: response to axon injury; signal transduction; negative regulation of MyD88-independent toll-like receptor signaling pathway. The record is from RefSeq and is a predicted model, not a curated record. Lineage: Eukaryota; Metazoa; Mollusca; Bivalvia; Myida; Dreissenidae. The transcript has 9 exons. The coding region runs from base 87 to 2672 and encodes 861 amino acids.
CUCAACAGAUUUUGAAAUGGUACAUUUCAGGAAAUAAUAAAGCGGUAACUGUUUGACCCUGACUGCUUGUUGCAUUACCCACUACCAUGGCAGAGGCAACCCAACCAACGGCUGUGAAAGGGCAGCUGCCAGACCUUCUUAUAGAGGAGGACAGAAGUGACGGGACAUCUUUUGCAUACAAAUCACUGGAGAGGUCGCAGUCUGAGGCAGCCCUGUUGUCAAGGAAAAGAUGUCAGAAAAGCUCAGUAAGCUCCCAGGAAAAUUCAGAAAAAUUAGAGCUACACAAUGUUUCUGAGUGCUCAAAGGUGUAUUUUGACCUAUCAAAAGAGGAGACUUUUGAGGAACACACUGGCAAAAAUCUAUACUUUGCACCGUCAAGGUCAAAUUCUGGACGGUUCUUAGAAACAAUACGACAAAACGAAGAAUUGCGCGUCAACGAAAUGACCUUGAAUUAUCGUGAUCAGAGGUCGAUAUCGAUGGGUAGUGCUUCAAGUAUGGAAAGUGUAGAUGGUAAAGUUUUCCGGUUUGAUCAAGACUCUGAUACAAGAGGCAGCUGCGAGGCGGUGAAUUACCAGUCAAAUUUUGAGGCUUUGUCUGUAACACUGAAAGAGAAAAUAAGAAAAUUGUGCGCCACAAAAUUGGAAACAGAACUUGUUGAAAUAUUUUCUGAAAUCAAUAUUCUAAUUGAGCAAGCAUGGGCCAUGCCUGCUAUUGGCAGAGAUCUUGCCUAUGGACUAAGUGCAAUUAUUCAUCAGGAGAAAACACUGGACUUCAUAUUAAAAACAUGUGGUUCUGGAUCUAAAUCACUGUUGAUUGCAGCAGUGCGCGUUUUAGAGCAGGUUCUUACCACUGGCAAUCGAGAGUAUGUGGCAGCAAAUGGGUUGGAAUCCUUGGUUUCCAUGUGUUUAAAGCACAAGGAAGACCGAGAACUGGCACAAAUGACCACUGGUAUUUUAGAGAGCAUGUUUAAAACUUCCCAGGACACAUGCACUCGUCUGAUUGACCUUGGUGGACUGGAAGUGAUUUUGUUCUGGUGUAGAUGUCAGGACCGGUUAACACUGCGCCAUUGUGCCAUCGCCCUCUCCAAUCUCACCCUUUAUGGCGGAACAGAAAACCAUGGCCAAAUGAUCAAUCUGAAAGUUCCAGAGUGGUUGUUCCCGUUAGCUUUCAACAGAGACGAUGUUGUAAGGUACUAUGCCUGUCUAGCCAUAUCAGUGUUAGUCCAUCUUGCCAAUACCUAUGACAAAAAAGUAGAGACAGCUGUCCUCAACUCAGGAACUCUUGAAUUGGUUCUCCCCUUCAUCAGCAGCCAUACGCCGAUGGAGUUUGCACAGAUGGACCUGUGGCAUCGUCAUGGCAGAUCGCGUGAGUGGCUCCAGAGACUGGUUCCUGUCUUGAACAGCAAAAGAAAGGAACCUCAGGCACUCGCUGCUUUCCACUUCGCCAUGGAGGCUGGCAUCAAAUCUGAACAGGGCAGAAAGAAGAUAUUUCAAGAGAUUGAAGCAAUAGAACCGUUAAAGAAGGUUGCAAGUACGAGCCCCAACCCGACUGCCUCGCGCCUGGCUGCCAGCGCCCUGAAGAUUCUUGGAGAGGAGAUACCACAUAAACUGCCUCAAAGUGUUCCACUCUGGACUAAUGAGGACGUCAUUUUCUGGGUUUCGCAGGUUGGGUUUGCUGACUACAUUCCGCAAUUCAGGAAGUGUCAGGUGGAUGGGGAUCUGCUUCUAAAAAUAGAUGACCUUGACCUUUCAGACAGCCUUGCAAUGACCCCAUCCAUUAUUAGGAAAAGAUUCUUGCGUGAGCUGAAAGAACUGAAGGCAUGCUCUGAAUAUUCGUCAUGUGAUCCAACAAAGCUAGAGGAUUGGCUAAAAGAGCUGUCGCCAGACUUUGUCCAGUACACGUACCAGCUGCUGCAGAGUGGUGUGGACAGGCCUUUCCUACCUCAGAUCUCUGAAGAGCUCCUUAAGGAGGAUUGUGGGAUACUCAAUGGAGUUCAUAGGGUCAAAAUGAUGCAGAAAAUAAGAGAACAAAUAAUGCAUAGGGUGAGCUCUAAGUCAAGCGUGGAUGUGACAGACGCACCCGACACAUUUACCAGUGAUAAAACUAUUGACGCCUUCAUCAGCUACCGAAGGAUAAAUGGCGCUCAGCUUGCUAGUCUCCUGAAAGUUCACUUACAACUGCGGGGCUUCUCCGUAUUCCUGGACAUUGAGCGACUGAAUGCAGGAAAAUUUGAUGAGGGUCUUCUGACAAGCAUCGCCCAGUCCAAGAACUUCAUCCUUGUGCUGACUGCAGACGCAUUAGAGAGGUGCAUUGGCGAUGAUCAGAGGAAAGACUGGGUGCACAGGGAGAUAGUUGCUGCUCUGGAGGGCAAGUGUAACAUCAUACCCAUCACAGACAACUUUGACUGGCCGGCUGCAGAGGCUUUACCCGAGGAUAUUCGGCAGAUUGUCUGCUUUAAUGGCAUCAAGUGGAUCCAUGACUACCAGGAAGCCUGUGUUGGGAAGCUUGAGAGGUUUCUUCGAGGGGAGAAGAGGUCCACUGUGCUUGGGCUGGGAUCCUCGUUUGAUGACAGUUCCCCUCAUGGAACCCCACAUGGAUAUGGGGAUAAUUCUGUAAGGCCCAAGAGGGGCCAAGUUCAGGGACUUGGGUCAUCUUUUGAGGAUUGUUUAUAGAAUUUAAGGCAUAGAUUAAAAUAAUAGCUAUAAUUACAGAAUUAGUAUAAAUCUGUUAACAGGAUAACUGUUGUUAAUUGCAGUCAAAUGAUAUUCUAGUCAUAAAGAAAUUCAAGUCUAAACAACAUGUUAAGUUAAUGUACCAGUAUAUGCUAGAAGCAGACAUCUGAUAAAUAGUGACAACAUAUUACAUCUUAUUCAGGGUUUGCUGAAUUAAUGAAAUUUUAAAAUAUUGACAUGUUUCUUAAAAGUUUGGAUAUGCCUUUUCACUGACUUAAUCACCAACUUAUCUGCUUAAUUUCCUGUGGCGCCACUAUGUCAAACAUCUUAGAUGAAUGUAACAAUAAGGCCUGAACAUGUUUUACCAGUCAUAUGGUUAGAUAUUAGCUUUUGUAGGUGAACCUGUGAAUUAUUGAAAAAACGACAAAGACUACUAGCUAUGCUAGCUCAUAGCCUAUUUUUAUGCUCCCGGUAGGGUGGCAUAUAGCAGCUGAACUGUCCGUCAGUAUGUCAGUCUGUCCCUCCGUCCGAAAAAAAACUUUAACAUUGGGCAUAACUUUUGCAAUAUUGAAGAUAGCAACUUGAUAUUUGGCAUGCAUGUGUAUCUCAUGAAGCUGCACAUUUUGAAUGGUGGAAGUUCAAGGUCAAGGUCAUCCUUCAAGGUUAAAGGU